Molecule: messenger RNA, 2678 nt
Organism: Phycodurus eques (leafy seadragon)
Lineage: Eukaryota; Metazoa; Chordata; Actinopteri; Syngnathiformes; Syngnathidae
Product: semaphorin-4A-like
Exons: 12
Coding region: 5-2581 (858 amino acids)
Biological process (GO): semaphorin-plexin signaling pathway; negative regulation of axon extension involved in axon guidance; axon guidance
Molecular function (GO): chemorepellent activity; semaphorin receptor binding
Source: RefSeq, a predicted model, not a curated record
GGACAUGCGCCCGAAGUCAAGUUGCCCAAAAGAAAGCAGAAGACGAUCAGCCGACCUUCAACCCGACGCGAGAGACGUUUGUUGCAUCAUCGAGCCGCCGAGAAGCGAAACGGGAAGUCUGAAGGCAUCGAGCCCCCUCGCCGUGUCGCCGCUUCCUGUCUUCGCUCAGUCACUCUGCGCCUCGACGAUGGCCGUCGCGCUCGUCUUGCUGCUCGCCGCCGUGGCGACGGACGCCGUUUUGCCGCCGCGCGCGCACGUCUCCUUCGUCUUCGACUCCCCCGACAGGCCGCUGGUGCGCUUCCCGCUCGUCGACGUCCGCAACUGUACCUCGCUGUUGCUAAGCGACGACCGGGACACGCUGUACGUGGGCGCGCGGGACGCCGUGCUCUCGUUGGACGUGAGCGGCGGCGAAGUCAUCACGCUGAAAAGGAAGGUGAGUGGACGCCGCGGGCGGCAGUCGGUCCCGCGGUGCCCGAAUGCAGCGUGUCGCACCCCGUCCGCAGGUGUCCUGGCCUCCGACCGACUCGGACGUGGACGACUGCCGAAGGAAAGGGAAGGACGCCGCGGACUGCGGAAACUUUGUGAGCGUGUUGCAGCACCUGAACGCCUCGCACGUGUACGCCUGCGGCAGCUUCGCCUUCGCCCCGAGCGACACCUUCCUGGACGCCAACACUCUGGCCAUGACCCCCCCGCGGGCCGCCCGAGGUCGCUGCCCGUUCAGCCCGACCCAGAGGAGCGCCGCACUCGUCGCGGACGGCGAGCUGUUCACCGCCGCCGCCAACGACUUCAAGGGCGUCACGCCGCUCAUCGCGCGCCACUUCAGCAAAGACGGGCGCCCGGACGUCAUUCAGGACUCGUCGCCGAUCCUGCUGGAAGGUGCCUCCUCCUCCUCCUCCUCCUCCUCCUCCGCCCGCGCCCGCUCAGGCGUCGCUCGCGUGGCUGCCACCCUCACUUCCUGUUUUCAGAGGCCGACUUCGUGGGUUCCGCGUUGGACUCCGCCCGAAGGAAAGUCUUGUUCUUCUUCAGCGAGCCGGCGAACGAGUUCAACGUCGAGGAGCGGCCGCAGGUGGCGCGCGUGGCCAGCGUCUGCCAGGUGGUCGCGGCACCCACGCACGCACGUCAACACCAAACACGUGUGCGGCACGCACGCCGACCACGUCCUCUUAGCUGCGCGGCACCCGUCGGCCAGGACGACGUGGGCGGCGCGCAGAUCCUGCAGAAGAAGUGGACGUCGCUGGUGAAGACCACGCUGCGCUGCCUGACGCCCUUCCGCGUCCUGCGCGACGUCUUCGCCCUGGCGCCGCCGGAGGGGGCGGAUGCCGCCCACACGCUCUUCUACGCCAUCUUCGUCUCGCAGUGGUCUCUUCGCUCCGAGUCGGCGGUGUGCUCCUUCCGGCUGGCGUCCCUCAGGGCGGCUUUCGCCGGCUCCUACAGGAGCUUCGACACCGCCGCGCACCUGUGGAGCCCCCUGCUGGCCAAGAGCUCCUACUUUGGUCAGUGCGGCCUGGAGGGGGCGCCGCAUGCCAACUUGGAGGAAGUGAAGCGGACCUUCCUGACGGGCGGCCCCGUGGCUCCGGAGACGGGCGGCCCCCUGGUGGUCUCCGCCCACCUGCGCUACAGUCGGGUGGCGGCCAUGAGCGUGCGGGGGGCAGACGGGCGGCGCCACCAGGUCCUCUUCCUCCUCACGGAAAGUGGACUCCUGCACAAAGUGUUUCUGUCUGCACGGGGUCCACGGCUCAUUGAGGAGAUUGCGGUGUUGGAGAGCGGCGAGCGCGUCACGGCCUUCGUGUUGUCGACCGCCAAGGGCCUGGCGUUCGUCGGCUCGUGGCGCGCCGUCACCGCCGUGCCCGUCGCUCGAUGCUCCGCCCACGCCACCUGCGGACGCUGCCUAUUGGCCAGAGACCCUCUCUGCGGCUGGAGCCAAAGCAGGAAGCUGUGCGCCCGCUUGGAGCGGGAACAACCCAAAGAAGACAAAGAACACCUGGUUCAACUGCUGGAGGGUGGCGACGUGGCGAAGGAAUGUCGCGGAGAAGGCGGCACCCGUCCCGUCAACAAUGUGGUGGCGCGCGCCAAUGAGGUCGUCAAACUUCCGUGCGACAAACCUUGGGAGUCGUCUACGCUGACGUGGACGUCGUCGCGAUUCCGAGUCCUCCCGCCGCAUCUUUUCAUCCGGUCGGACGACGGCAGCCUGAACUUCUUGGCCAGCGGGGACACCGUGGGCACGUACCGCUGCCAGGCGGAGGAAGACGGCUACGCGGAAACGGUCGCCGGCUAUGACGUCGUUCAGUCGGGCGCGCCGCGUUCCGUGUGCGCCGAUUGCGCCGCGGGAGUCCCGGCGGAGUCGUCCUCCCCGCCGACGGCGCUCUGCGAACGGCGGGACUCCCGGGGCAGGCCGGUGGGCGUGGCCCUGGUGACGGCCACCUGCGUCUGUUUCCUGAUGUCGGUCGCCAUCCUGGCGUGCGUCCGCAGGAAGUCCGCCGCUCGCCACGAGGGUCCGCCCCGCGCCCAGGAAGGCAAAUGCGAGUUCGGAGUUUCAGAGCCGAGGGUGGAGCUACGACAGCUGACCGACACGCCCACUUAGCUUAGUUUAGCAACGUUAGCGUGAUGAAGCUGAACUUGAAAUCUUUACUUUUCAUUGUGAUUGCUGAAAUGUGUCAAUAAUGAUGAUUAUUAAAUCA